AGCACACUUGGAUCACGUCCCUGCAUGUCUGACAACUUCUGCGAGAGACACUGGUCUAUAAAAUGAGAUGUAGCUUUCCUCUGACAGUUCACAAGCAAGAGCAGGAGGGGAGGCAGCUUCCAAAAACGUUCUCCCAUCAACAUCGACCCAUCAGUGUUGGACAAGAUAUCAGUCGCCAAGAUGCUGACCCUCUGGGCCCUGGUCUUCACGCUGACCGUCCAGGCAAGAGCACUUGACCUGCAGAAUCCAUCUUUGCUGCUGGGAAAUCUCCCUCAAUUAGCCCUUGAGGUCACCAAAAAAGCACCUCUCAAUCUGCCACUGUUCAGAAGUGCCCCAAAAGAUUCUCCAUCUAAGAAACAUCCAACUAGGACCCCAGGAGGCAGGUGUCUACCAGUGGCCAGGUACUUCAUGUCUAGCAGCAAACUCGAAGAAUAUUUGAACGCCACGCUGCCCCCACAGAUCGAGAAGAUGCUGAUGUGUGAGGAGAUAGAUCUAGCUGGUGUGCUUGGGACAGUGAUAUCUACAUUGUCUAACUCCAACCUACUGUCUGUGUUAGACCUCACUUCAUCCCUCAACAUACCUGGAAGUGAUGUUCUUGGUGGUAUCCUGGGCAAGGAAAGUGGUGGCCAGUCCCCAAAGCUCCCACUGUCAUUGCUCUCAACAGCCACUAAUGCCCUCAAUAUCCAAGAGACUCUGGGCAGACUACUACCCACUGGUGCAGAGAAGAAUCCUGUAAAAGGACUUGUCAACACCCUUGACCUCCCAAAUCUCCCCCAGCCUCUGAAUGAUAUCGUUAACCAAGCCGGCAAGCUCACAGAAUCCACCGACGGUGUGCUGAACAGUCUAGUGCCAGUAGGUGUUAGUGAUGCAGUCACAGGCCUGCUGAGAAAUGCUGACCUAGCAGAACUCUUACUGGGAUUAAAUGUUCAAGAAGUGACUGUGGAGAGUAUGACAUCAACCAUGACAGGUGAUGGGAUCCUCGUCUCUACCACAACUACCGCCUUCAUAGGUGGAAAAGGCCUAGCAGGACCUGUAGUCAGCCUACUGGGAUAUCAAGUACACAGCGAUAUAACUCUGAAAAUUGGCAUUUCCACGAACAAUACCCAAUGCAUCAACCUCCAAGUCCAGGACAAGGACAUCAAGUUCAAGAAAGUGACCCUUCAAGUAGUGGAAACGGUCACAAAUACUUUGCCAGUGCCUCUGCCUUUGGACCAAAUCGUUUCUCAAGUGUUGACAGUAGCUAUGAAAGAGAAGCUUCAAGAAGUAGAAUCGUGUGACAUCGAUCUCAGUGAUUUCAGCAAAUGCAAGAACUCUACUGACUUGUUCAAGUACAACGUUAAAAGUUCCAGGACUUCUGCACAAGGUCUUUCAAUCUUCUACUGUGCUAAAGCCUUCUUUAACAAAUAUAUAGUCCCUGUACCUGGAAGUCCCCUUCCACCAGAUCCUAGAAAUGCCAACAUUUCCCUAACUCUGUCCCAUAAAUUACUCACCGUUAUCAUCACACUGAGUGUCAAGCAGAGCUCCACCAAGAUGACUAACCUGGCUGCAAGCAUCACCAAAAUAGCCUACUCCUUCAAGUCAGGCAACCAACUCCAAGUCACCUUGUGGAUUACCGUGGAAAAGGAUGGUGAGAAUUUUACUACCGUGGAAAGGACCUCAAUCAUCUCCCAUGACAGCAAGAUUUCCAAAGACAAAUUGAUACCAGACUUCAAGAUUAUGAGCUCUGAAGACAAGGUGACACCACCUGAGGCUGAAGCAGAAGUGCAAGAUAUAUUGCUUGAGGUUCUGAAGAAAUUUUUGUCUGCCCUUAAUGAACUGAUAAGUGCAUGGAAUGUUCCUCCAGGACUAACCUCAAAUCCUCUAACCAAUGCCAAGGUUAAAGUACUUAAGUUGGUAAGAGAGAAAUACCAAUAUUUUCCUUUUGCACAAAGGCCUACUGUGCACUUCAAUCUUCACAGGAAUGACGGGGGCCAGUAGGCCUCAGCCUCAGUCUGUUCCAGGCCGCCCUACU
Molecule: messenger RNA, 2011 nt
Organism: Lynx canadensis (Canada lynx)
Lineage: Eukaryota; Metazoa; Chordata; Mammalia; Carnivora; Felidae
Product: vomeromodulin-like
Exons: 14
Coding region: 181-1977 (598 amino acids)
Biological process (GO): sensory perception of smell
Source: RefSeq, a predicted model, not a curated record